AUGGUGUAUGCUGGUUUGGUGCUGGUAGACUGUUGUUCCAUACUGGUGUAUGCUGGUCUAUGCUGGACAACCAGUAUAGAUGGAUGGAAGUUCUUAAUAUCUUCAUUCAAACAUUACUUCGGCCCUUUGUAUUGAGUUGUGGACCCCUACACAUGAUAACCCACACAGAAAGCUUUCUAGAUCUUCCAGACUUGGCAACUAUUCCAGUGGUAAUUCCUUGGAUUUUAAUGUAUUCCACCAACGUGUUGUUUUCUGUUGGUAUUCCAUUCAAGUAAUAACAGACAAUAGUUUCUGAUAGCCAGCCAGCCACUUGCAUGUGACACAUUGAACCAACAGGCACAAGGACCCAGCACAGUGGUUCUGGGCUGCCUCAGCCUGCAGGUUGUGUUUGUCCCAACAAGAGCACAUUCUUGUGUGCAAGUAUGGAGAAGUCUACAGUGUGUGCAUUUAUUGUUGCACUUGUGCAGGUCAACACCGUUUUGACUCAGGAAGCUGAACACAAUUUGACAGGGAUUUUUCCAAAACCAGGCCACUGCCCCCGGCUCCUUCAAGUGGUUCCAUCACACAAGGGGUGUACAUGUGAUGAAGACUGUCCUGCAGACCACAAAUGUUGUGUUUUUGACUGUGGAGCUGUUUGUGUCCCCCCUGCUUUCACCAAGCCAGGAGUGUGUCCUCGCAGACACUGGGGUUCUGGGUUGUGUGCUGAAUUUUGCUCUGAUGACAGCGACUGUCCCAAUAAGGACAAGUGUUGCCAUAACGGGUGCGGGCAUGAGUGCACUGCACCAUACAAAGUGAAGCCAGGCCGCUGCGCUCUGCCCCAAGGAACACAGAUGUGUGCAGAGUACUGCUACCAUGACGGGCAGUGUCCAGGAGAGCAGAAGUGCUGCAGGACAACUUGUGGGCAUGCCUGCAGCAAGCCCUGCUGAAUGGGCGGCCAGUGGCCACAUUCAAAAUAAGGCUAUUUAAAAGACCUUUAUAGGUGCUCUAACUGUUUACAAGUACUCAUUUAAAUCACAUUUAGGUCACAUCAUUUCCUUUGCAAUGUAUGUCAUUUCAGGUGGAAGUACUUUUAAAUAAAGAGGU
Doryrhamphus excisus (bluestripe pipefish) is the source of this 1083-nucleotide messenger RNA. It is a transcript of the gene wfdc2, whose product is annotated as WAP four-disulfide core domain 2. The record is from RefSeq and is a predicted model, not a curated record. Gene Ontology annotation, cellular component: extracellular region. NCBI's taxonomy places the organism in Eukaryota, Metazoa, Chordata, Actinopteri, Syngnathiformes, Syngnathidae. Gene Ontology annotation, biological process: innate immune response; antibacterial humoral response. Gene Ontology annotation, molecular function: serine-type endopeptidase inhibitor activity.